ACUGCAUUUAAUCUGCGACGUGUUCUACGACUUACGACUCAUUUACUGAAACGUUUAACCCGACCGUUCAAUCACAACCCCAACUCGCCAAAAUGUCCAACCAAGAAGCUCCCUACGAUCCCUACAUCCCCAGCGGCCAGGCCGCAGGUCAACAGGGCGGAAAUGCUCGAACGCAAGCAUUACAAGCUCAAAUUGACGACACUGUGGGUGUAAUGCGAGAGAACAUCAACAAGGUUUCCCAACGUGGUGAGCGUCUUGAUGCUCUACAAGAUAAGACAGACAACCUCGCCGUCUCCGCUCAGGGCUUCCGCCGUGGUGCCAACAGAGUGCGCAAGCAGAUGUGGUGGAAGGACAUGAAGAUGAGGAUGUGCUUGAUUGCCGGUAUCAUUCUCUUGAUCGUAGUUAUCGUCGUCCCUUCGGUUCUCGCUAGCCAAGGCAAGAUUUCCAAGUAAUUUCGACCUGUACACUUAACCGGGUACAUCAAGUUAUGAAUCUACCUAAUGGAUGGACUUGGUGGCAUGACGAACGAGGGAAAGAAAGAAAGAGCAAGCAGUGAAAAAUCUCGCUGGCUACGAGCAAAACGCAUUGUGGCGAUUCCCGAUUUGUAUCAAAAAGGAAAUUCGGAAGUCGCAGCAAAUUAGCAGCAGCACAGAGGAGUUUUAGUCUUUGAUUUGACCGGGUUCUUUCUUUUUGGCUCGCAAAUGGAAUGAAUCUUUUUUCGGAAGGGCUUGGGAUACCGCCGAACGACACCACCCCGAUUCCCCCCAAAGCACUGUGGACGGAGCGGUGGAUGGUCCGAUUUGUAUGUAUGAUGGCGAGGCGUUUUUUUCGACUAAUGCAAGAUAUCUUAUGACCCCUGAAUACCAAUAAUUGACGUGGAGAUCCCUAAUAUUUCUGUUUGUUUGAUGUGAACCGAUGUCACGGGAUUGCGAAUGAAUAUGUGAUGACUAGGUGAUUGUAGUGUUAGAUUUGAUGUGACUCGCAAUUCCUAUUCUUCUUGCCCUUCCCGUCCUUUCUUUAUUAUCGAUGGUUU
Hypoxylon trugodes is the source of this 1033-nucleotide messenger RNA. Its product is annotated as synaptobrevin. Gene Ontology annotation, molecular function: syntaxin binding; SNAP receptor activity. The transcript is spliced from 3 exons. The record is from RefSeq and is a predicted model, not a curated record. Gene Ontology annotation, biological process: vesicle fusion; vesicle-mediated transport. Gene Ontology annotation, cellular component: SNARE complex; plasma membrane. Bases 93 to 452 code for a protein of 119 amino acids. Lineage: Eukaryota; Fungi; Ascomycota; Sordariomycetes; Xylariales; Hypoxylaceae.